Molecule: messenger RNA, 1947 nt
Organism: Homarus americanus (American lobster)
Lineage: Eukaryota; Metazoa; Arthropoda; Malacostraca; Decapoda; Nephropidae
Exons: 5
Coding region: 944-1633 (229 amino acids)
Biological process (GO): calcium ion transmembrane transport
Molecular function (GO): ligand-gated calcium channel activity
Source: RefSeq, a predicted model, not a curated record
CCAGCGGGAAACAAACGCGCGGCAGACGCUAUGUCGGGGUCUGCAGUGGAGUGAAAAAACACGACAAUGGAACGUGUUUUACCCGCGUUUCAGUUGUGGUGCUUCUCUGGUGUCUGUGACUAUCUUUGUAUUAAAUAAUUUAAUAUUAUACCUAUCCCUUUGACUGCUGAUACCCCACACAUGGGACUUUCCGCCUCCCAGAAUAAAGACUGCUGGUAUCCUUGUGGGAUACCAGGGCCUGGCAGUAGGCAGUGUUAAUAAGUCAAAAAUAUCUUACUUGCAUUUAUUGAGUGUUGCCAUAUAUUAGACCAUAUUUUUUCUAGUCUCAAAUUCUCAAUUGGCCUUUAAAUGGCCAGUAAGUUUGUAACCAUCAUGCUGAAGUGUGAAGUACAACAACUUCCCUCCAAGCGAGUCAUGAAAGAAAUUCUAAAUUAUAUAAACUUUGGGACACGAUUGAAGGAGGUGAUAUGGGUCGUAACUGACAAGCGAAGCAUUGCAUAAGAAAGGGUUAUCACCAGGACAAAGAGUAUACAAAAACACAUUUAGAAAAACAAGGUAUCGUCGCUGGCAAGAAGAGCCGGUGUUUUCAAUAUAUUUACUGCCUAUUACACCAUUAUUAACACUAUAAUGAAAAGAAACACUUCAGAAUCAAACAUGUUAAUUGUAAGGAAUUACAUUACACACUUGUCAUUUGUGUGACAUUGUUAUUAACCAUGUUUGAAUUCAAGUGCAACCUCAAGUACUCUACGAGUCGUUACUACGCAACACGUGAAGUGUUGGUCACGCGACCAAGGGGAUUGAGGGUGAGAGGGUCUCAGAUCAAUACGCACCUCGGUCAUGUUACUAUUCCACCUUUCCAGCUCAGUAGCCAGCAGUAUGUCUGCAAGUAUUGUCUUCAAUCAAUGAUGUACAGUGCCCUUACUACUUGCUGCAGCUGGUGACCAUGAAGUGGAUGUGGUUGAAGCCAUUUUUGGACAGCCCCCUCAAAAAUUCACCAGACAAUCGGAUUUCACCAAAGAAUAGCAUGGACUACAUAAAGGAGUUCUACUGCAAGAAAUGUUCAAGGUUUGAGGUGGACCCAAAAUAUACCAUCGAGGAUCGGUGUUAUUGCGGACUUAGAAAAAAUGAACACGAGGACAUUCGAGAUUUCAUCAUACCUGUGGACAAAGGGUUUGCUAGUGUGGACAUUGGCCCAUCACCAUCAACAAGCAAUGAUUCUUCAUCGAUGAGAAGUAAUUUGACUUGGGACCCUGAAAUAAUUUUGAAGACGUGCCGUACUGAUGCUUAUGGGAUUGUGCAUCUCAAAAAUAACACAAUUGGAUCAUACAGACCUUCAGAUUAUGUGAGACUUGAAGACAACACACCAAUGGAUAAGGUUUUAAGGCUGUUCUCCUCUCAUUGGAGUCUAAUGAUACCUCAACCUCCUAAACUUGCCAUCUCCAUCAUAGGACAAUGCAAGAAUUUUGGAGCGUAUGGAACAAAGAAGGAGAAUUUUGUGUCUGGUCUCAUCAAUGUGAGUCAUUACACUGGUUACCCAGUUUCUGUCUUUUCCAUAAUUUAUAUAUACUGUAAUUCCUUGUAUAAUUGUGGGAAAAAAGUCCCGCCAGUCUUCCGUCCCAUCAAUGAACCCUGAGACUCGUGAACCUCUGAAUCCGAGACCCCACAUGUUGUUGGGCCCAUAGAUGACUUACUGGGUUUUGUGAUGUCUCGAAUUCACAGGUUUAUGAGUCUCGGGGUUUAUGGAUGAGACAGAGGACUGACAGGACCUUUUCGUGACUGUAUCUUUAGAAUUAAAUAGUCCAAAUAAGAAAAAGAGGAUACAAGAGUAUAAAGAUUACAUGGGUUUGCACUGGAUAUACAUGUACUAUCGUGCACAAAAGUCGUGCCCACUACCCAGCCACAGUGAGGGUUCGAAUUGCCUUGAGUCUGAAGUUUCGAAAUAGCUGG